Messenger RNA from Rotaria sp. Silwood2, 1618 nucleotides. The record is from the annotation of a GenBank genome assembly. Lineage: Eukaryota; Metazoa; Rotifera; Eurotatoria; Philodinida; Philodinidae.
AUGAUUGAUCCUGAUAAUUUGAAUUCUGGACAAAUACAACGGAAAUUACGAGCCAAAGAAUUUAUUUUGGUGAACAAUCCCAAGGCAACUCAUGAACUUUGGGUAAACGAUAUUUCUCUGGUGGGGCAAAUCAACGACAACGGAAAACAACAAAUAUUCGAUGGGUGGGCUGUUUGUAAACAUUGUUUGAUUGCAUAUCGAACUCAUUCAAAAAAAGAGGCUUCUCAAAAUCGAAAAAACUAUGGCUUAACUUCAUUACAUGCACAUGUCAAGGAGUGUCGCACUUCCUGCAGCAAAACUCCAUCUUUGACGUCAACAAGUGUGGAACCAAAAGAAUCAGUUCCUGUUCAAACACUCAUACCUCGAUUUGCAUAUAAUAAAAAUCAAUUAAAUGAAAAUUUACAAAAACAACUGAAAGAUGCAGAACUCAAAUUUGUAACGGCUGGAAGCCACUCGUUCAAUGCUCUUGAAAAUGAUGGUGUCCUCGAUCUGGUACAAACUGCCAUCGACAUUGGUGCCCAAAUGGGUAAGGUGAAGGCUCGUGAUAUUUUUUAUGGUCGAAAGACAAUACAUAAUGAAGCAAUGAUUAAAUUUAAUCAUUUUUCAAAUACAAUUCGAACAAUUCUGGAUGAACCAAUCAAAAGUCAUUGUGUUGCUGCCACAUGCGACAUGUGGACCGACGAUUAUAUGAAACGUUCUUACCUCGAUUUCUCGGUUUUCUGGGCCGCAGACGAAUACAAACUUUCUCAUUGCUUAUUACGAUGCAAGCACUUUACCGAAGACAGUAAAACAGGUGUAAAUAUUUGGCAAGAAAUUAAAUCAAUUUUUGAAUCUUUCAAUUUGUCAUUCGGUGACACACCCAUCGUCACCGAUCAAGGAAGUAACAUGGUUGCGGCUUUCAAUAUCACGCAGGAAGCUCGCAUUCCAUGCAUGGCUCAUCGAUGUAAUACUACUUUUGAAACUGCUUGGACCAGAGAAGAAACAAAAAAUCCAACAUUUGCUAUGUUCAACCUUGCGAUUCGUGAAUUACGUAAGUAUGCCAAUCAAACAAGUGGUAUUCAAGAAAAAUUACCAAAGACAUUGAAAGGUGGUUGUGGCACGCGCCCUUGGCGAUCAUAUUUUACUAUUCAUGAUUCAUUAAAUAGUUCUUUUGAAAAACUUAAUAUUAUACUACGUGAAAGGCAAGAACAAUACCGGUUAUUUAACAUCGAUCCAGUUUUAUUGAACGAGAUUGUCCUAUUGAUGACUCCAUUUUCAAUGAUUUUCGACAAGCUCGAAAUGGCCAAUCAACCCACUUUGCAAAACGUGGUACCCAGUUAUUACCGUAUGGUGAACGAUACUCGGGUUAAUACGAACGAUCACACAAUAAUCAAUGAAUUAAAAACUGAAAUUCGAUUUUGUCUUGAUGAGAAGUAUUUAUCGUCGAUUUUACAAAUUCAUUGGGUUGGUACGUAUUUAGAUCCAUCAUUAAAAUCUUUUUUUUUCGUUUCAGAUCGCUCGUAUCUGGCAACACAAAAGAAAGAAGUUCGAAAAGGUCUUCAUAUUCUGGCAUCUGAUAUUAUUCACCAUUCGGACAGUUUUCAAUCGUCACAGCAUUCAUCUGACAAUUUACCACCAU